Messenger RNA from Parus major (Great Tit), 3306 nucleotides. RefSeq names its product PHD finger protein 24 (gene PHF24). Bases 438 to 1661 code for a protein of 407 amino acids. The record is from RefSeq and is a predicted model, not a curated record. The transcript has 8 exons. Gene Ontology annotation, molecular function: calcium ion binding. Lineage: Eukaryota; Metazoa; Chordata; Aves; Passeriformes; Paridae.
AACACGGCUCGGGCAGCAAUUGGUACAGGGACAGCAAACCAGGCUGCAUCUGCUCAGCCCCAGUCACAAGCUCCCUGCUUCCUCUGAGAGAGAGAGAGAGAGAGAGAGAGAGAGAGAGAGAGAGAGAGAGAGAGAGUGUGUGUGUGAGUGUGUGUGUGUGUGUGAGUGUGUGUGUGUGUGUGUGUGUGCGCGCUAGACACAGGCAUCCGCUCCCAGCAUCUCCUGCCUUCUGCAUCCUCCAGCAGCAAGUGCAGGGCUCUGGCUUCCCGGGUACCACCCUCACCGCUCCAUCCCCUGACUGGGGUUUGCACGCGGGGCACGGCAUGCGGUGAGCACCCGCGGCUGGAGAGGGGCUCGUGGCCAGAAGCAGCGGCAAUGGACAUCGUGUGGACUGCUGUCUAGGGCUCGUGUUCCCAGACCAACCCCGAUCCUGAGCCAUGGGGGUGCUGAUGUCCAGGAGGCAGACGGUGGAGAGGGUGCAGAAGGUCAGCUUGGCCGUGUCAGCCUUCAAGGAUGGGCUGCGGGAGCAGCCAUCGACACGGCGUCGGGCGGAAGCGGGGACCGCACGCCAGGGGACGCUGGAGCAGGAGGUGCAGGAGGGAGAGGAGGAAGCGCUGGCAGGACCUUCCCAGCCGGAGGAGAGCAGUGCCAGCAAGGCAGCCUGGGAGCGGCUGCGGGAUGGCCGGGGCGUGGAGCCAGAGGAGUUUGACCGGGCCAACAGGUUCACACCACCAGCCUUCAUCCGGCCCAAGAGGGAGCUCCACGAUGAUGAGCCCCCGGACAUCAGCCUGGAGCAGAGGGAGCAGAUCCUGAAUGACGAGAUGUGUGAGAUCUGCGAGGUGUGGACAGCCGAGAGCCUCUUCCCCUGCCGCAUCUGCCACCGGGUGUACCACGACGGCUGCCUGCGCCGCAUGGGAUACCUGCAGAAGGACAGCGCCGUGGAGGUGACAGAGACAGCGCACACCGAGACUGGCUGGAGCUGCUACUACUGCGACAACCUCAAUCUGUUGCUGACAGAGGAAGAGAUGUACAGCCUGAUGGAGACCCUGAGGAACUGCAAGAUCAUUCCAGAGAGCUGCCUGACCCUGGAUGACUUCCUGCACUACAAACACCAAGUGCACAAGCAGCAGUUCGAGCGGACCAUGCCCGAGGCACAGGAGGAGCAGGCAGCCUUGCAGUUCAAUGCCCUGGACCCCGACAAGAAAGGGCACAUCGAGUGGCAGGACUUCCUCUCCCAUGAGUCCAUCCAGCUGCUGCAGAAAAUACGGCCGCAGAAUGCUCUUCUGCGGUUGCUGACACCCAAGGAGCGGGAGCGAGCACGGACAGCUUUCCUGGCCCUGGACCAGGACAAUGACGGAUUCAUUGGGGAGGCUGAGUGCCGCCAGGCCCGGCACACCUGGUUCCGCAAGCACCAAAAGGAGAUGCUGUCCUGCAAUGUCAGCAUCAGCCAUGUGGGACCCAUAUCAGAAGGCAGCCCCGCCAGCAGCAGGAACGGCAAGAGCCCAGAGAAGAUCCUGCCAGCCGCAAAGCAGGAGGAGACCAGUGACCCCACAUCUGCCCACAGGAGCAUCGACUGGCCCGGAUUCCUGCGGGAGAACGUUGCCUACAUCCUGGCCGCACGCCCCAACAGCGCAGCCCUGCACCUGCAGCCCCUCGCCUAGACCCGGCCGCGCCUGGAGGGCGUGGUGCCACGCCCGCCAUGGUGACCUGCCCCACCCUCCCCCACGGGCACAGCUGAGCGCCGAUUGGCUGGAGGUGAAGUGACCAUGGCUGCCCUCUGCCCCGCCUCCCCCUUGGAUUGGUUGUGAAGAGGAUGUUUGCCAGGCUCUAAUUGGCUGAGGGAGCAGGAGCGGCUCUCUGAUUGGUGUGGGAAGCAGGGCGGGGCAGGGCGUGUCCCCACUGUCCUCGGAGCCCUGCAGGGACCACGGUGGGGAAGGGUGCCCCACUGUGCCCGGGGUCACCAUGGGGCACAAGGGGCAGGGAACAUGCUGCCCCCAUGAUCCCUGUCCCCACAGCACCCAGGCAUCUGCAGACUGAGCAGAGUCUGCUCUGCUUACUUGUGGGGUGACAGCGGAACCCAGAGCACCCAUGUGCCCUCAGCCUCCCACAGCGCCAUGGGACAGCACAGCUGAGCCUCUGCGUGCCACAGGCAGCACCCACAGGUCUGCAGCAAGCAGCGUCUCAGCUCAUCAGCAUGGUGGAUCCUCAGGGGAUGUGUCUGACUCCUUUUGGGGUCUUUCACAUCCCUGCCCUACUCCAACAGGGUUUGGAGCCCAGUAGGUCCAUUCUUGCAUGCACAACUCAUGGCUGUGUCUGGGAGACCAUUUCCUGGCAUGGCUCAACCCUUCCCUGCUGGUGACCAACUAUUUAAUGCCAACAGUUAUGGUGUAGGAAGGAGCACUGGUAACAGAAAGCAUCAGAUGGAUGGGAAGGCAAGGUCAGAUGUAGGGGAACCCCCCCUCUCCAAGCAUCUGAUCUUGGCAGCAGCACUCCCCUGCAUUCCUGAUCCCCUCCUGUACCCCUGGUUCCAAGGGAUGCUUUUCAUUUGCUUGCCGUUCUGGUCCCACACCAGCCCUGUUCAGUCUCGCUCUCUACCCAUCACAUCAAGUGGGCAGCCUUGCCUCACUGGGAGCAUUAGUGCUUGUGGUAAGGAGGAGGAGGCAGAGCCCAGAGGUCCCCGGGUGUCAGCUGCAGGGAUGAAGCAUUGCCUGCUGGCAGCCCUAUGGUAGAUAGAUGCACUCAGCCCACAGAUGAAGGAGCAAGAAGCCCGGAAACAUUGCCCCAAAAACACACAAGGAGUCGAGAUGCCAACUUGCCAGGUCCCAUGGCAGCCCCAGCAGCUGCUCCUGCCCCUCUAAUCCCUUUCCUGCAGCACCCUCAGCCUCUCCCUGACUGGCUUGCCAUGGGUCAGCCAGGAGGCCCCGAGGUGUACAAAGACCAGGGCUGUACUUGCAGCCACCUGGUCACUCCCUCAUCUUCAUCCCCAAUGCCCUGUGGGCAUCAUCCCAGUCAGCCCCCUUCCCCCAGCCAGGGCACAGUUCCCCUCUCCAGGGUCUCCCCUACUGCAAGACCAGGAGGCGCACCAGUGCCACGACAUCUUCCUCUACCACCCUGGCGUGCCAGGCCAAUGGGGAUAUUUUGGAUGCCAGGUCCGAGAUGUGGCCAGAGCGUCAAUGGGGAUAUUUCGGAUGCCAGGUCCAAGAUGUGGCCAGAGCCAUGGCGAGGAGGCAGCCGUGGGUGCAUGGGUUGCAACUCCCUAUCUGUAUUGAGAUACAUUCAUUAAACAGCUGUGUCCAGCUAGCCUCA